Messenger RNA from Styela clava, 2517 nucleotides. RefSeq lists its product as uncharacterized. The record is from RefSeq and is a predicted model, not a curated record. Lineage: Eukaryota; Metazoa; Chordata; Ascidiacea; Stolidobranchia; Styelidae.
UAUGGCAUCAAGUCUUGAAGUUAUGCGACAACACCAAAGGAUUACGUCAUCAGGAAUGACGCCACCAAGUCAUUAUCCCAUACCCCCAUCUGCACAGCGACGCCUACUAAGUCCAAAAGCCCUAGUAGGAUCUCAGACCCCUCAAUACGGCCAACAGAACAACUUGUUGCCGGUCGGCAUGCCAGGACGCCAUUCGUGGACGGCCAUGUCAUCACCAACGUCAUCGUUGCUGAGCAACCGACUACAUCGGUUGAAUUUGAGACUAAGCGCCCCAACUCCUGGCGAGGAAGAAUUGUGUCGCCAUUGGAUGCAAAAUAGUGCGAAAUAUAGUCGACGUAAUAAUGAAGAACUAACACGCAGUUCUAAUUUUCCCGCCAAUGAGAAACGAAAUUUAGCAAAAACACAAGAAAGGCCUAGAACAGUACAGACGCCUCCGAAUCAUCCCUACAAAGAUUUACUUCCCCAACGUUCAGCCGAGAAACGAAAAGUUGUUGUCAACGUCACGUCACCAAACCAAGAAUGUGUGACUUCAUCGGAUUCUGAUCGAAUCACUUCACCAACAACUUCACAAAGAAGCUCUGGAGGUCUGCGAAAACCUGUCAAUAAGUUCCCCCUCAGACGACCAUCGGUAUCUAGUUACGGCCGAGGAGGAGAAAGUCGAGGUAAUUCCCCUGCUGGAUAUAAAACCGACCUUUCUGGGAAUCGUCAGAGUGAAGGCAUGACCCUACCUCGACCCCCGUCUGCAAGACCAAGUGAAGCUAGAUGGCGCAACCGAAUACGGACUUCUCACUCCCCCCUAAGUAACACCAGAACAAAUAGCGCAGGCAAUCCCAGAGACCAAAGGCGAUGGUCCCUGAAUGACACAAUAAUGAAUCAGCAGAAUGACUCAAAAGAUGAUGACUCGGCAUAUUCGUCAUCACGUGACAUAACGGUUAAUAUAGAAAAAACACCAAACAAUCCAAAUACCCCAGUAGGAACCCCUCCUAGGUCGGCUCCGAACUUGCGGAACGAUAAUUUUCCUUCAUCUACCUCAAAAUUAGACGCCUCUAGGAGUUAUGGUUCCAAAGUAUUGGUUUCCGGACAAGAUGGCCGAUCAGUGCUUUAUUAUCAACAUAAUAAAGCAAACCAACGACAAUCAGAAGCUGAAGAAAGUCAUAUAUUACGUCACAAUACAGCAACUUAUUGUCAUCUCCUACCUUUACGUCAUAAAGCAAGCUCACAACAGCGGCCGAAGACCCAACCUGCUAUGAAUUCUCAACGAGCCAGAGAUUCUUUGAAACGGAAAGGGACCACAGACCAGCGACAACAAUUAAUAGAAAAUGCGGAAACUAAACUGAUGCAAAGAAUAAUGCCGAACACGUCGUUAUCGACAAAAGAAGACAAAACAAACUCAGUCGAGUACCAUGUCGGACCAAAGUUUUAUCCAAUUUCCUUGGGAGAUUAUGAUGCAAUAAAUAAACAAAGAAGGUCAAUCACGAGUAACCAAGAAUCAGUAAUGAAUUACGUGGACCCGGAAGUAGGUCAAAGGAUCGUACAAUGGUUAGCAGAUAUUGAACAAAGUCCUGAGGUCUAUUAUGGAUUUGAAACAGAUAUUUUAAAAACACAUGAAUGACUUAAUAUAGACUUAUUUUAGUCAACGAAUCUAAAACUUCAAUUCUUGCCAAAAUUUAAUUAAAAAAGAAAUAUGUACAACUAUUUCGGAUAAUCUGGUGUUUUUACAAUCGUUUGUAAUUCAACUGAAAAGUAUCUUCGAACUUUACCCUUGUGUUAUUCAAAUGUUGUAUGACCGAAAAAUUCAAAUGACUACAUUAUUUUUAUUUACAUUUUUACUGUUGUGAUCUACCUCAGACUUCGUGCCUCUAUAGCACGUAAAUUCCAUCGUUUUUCGUCGUUGGAAAUUUAACCAAAAUGUAUAUUUAUCGAUUGGUAAUGACUGGGUAAAUAUUAAUGAAUUUGACUUUCCUACAGAUGUUGAAAAUUCAGUUCUCAGAUCACGUCAAGCGCGCGAUACUUUUUUUUUCAAUUUAUUCUAUCCAUCGACGUCAUUCAUUUAACCAUUGAAAUCAUUAUAGGAGAAAGUCUUCAAAGUUGGCAAAAGAUUGGCAAUUAGAGUUUUGUGUAGUUUCCCACAAAAAAGUUUUCGAUUGGCAAAUGUCGAUGGAUUGAAGUUCAAAUCUUUUAUAAUUGUUUAGCGAAUUUCAUAGCGACUCACAUAAGUAAAUAAACUUCUUGGUUUAAUUGACUUAUCUAUUUUCAUGUUCUAUAUUUGUCCAAAAAAUUAGCGCAAUGAAACCAGACUCAAAAGCUGUGAAAACUCGUUUUUUUAAAUAUUACACCAAAUCUUUCUGUCCAAACUUUCCUUUAUUUCAUCACAAUCAUGCUGACAAAGAUUUAUGUUCUACAUUAUUUUUUCAUCACUCUGUUUUCCCUACAUUCCGUGUGUAUUGGUUGCUUUAUUUAUUUACCGUUGUUUUUAACUGAGUUACAGUUGACAGUGAUAUAAAUGAACAUGAACUG